Messenger RNA from Lathyrus sativus (Indian pea), 804 nucleotides. The record is from the annotation of a GenBank genome assembly. Lineage: Eukaryota; Viridiplantae; Streptophyta; Magnoliopsida; Fabales; Fabaceae.
AUGUCAUCUUCCAAAAGUCUGAAAAUUGGCAUUGUUGGAUUUGGUACAUUUGGUCAAUUUCUGGCAAAUACAAUGAUCAAACAAGGCCAUACUCUAACUGCAACUUCAAGAACAGAUUACUCUCAACUUUGUCUCCAGAUGGGUAUCCAUUUCUUCAGGGAUGUUACAGCAUUACUUGAGGCUGACAUGGAUGUCAUACUGUUAUGCACAUCUAUUUCGUCCCUGUCCGAAGUUGUCGGGUCAAUGCCACUCACUUGUCUCAAACGUCCGACGCUUUUUGUCGAUGUUCUUUCGGUUAAAGAGCACCCAAGGAACCUUCUUUUAAAAGUGCUGCCAGAGGAGCUAGACAUACUCUGCACACAUCCAAUGUUUGGACCAGUGAGUGGGAAAAAUGGCUGGCAAAAUCUGACUUUCAUGUAUGACAGAGUUCGAAUAAAGGAUGAAGCUACCUGCUCUAAAUUUCUCCAAAUUUUUUCAAGUGAGGGUUGCAAGAUGGUAGAAAUGUCAUGUGAGGAACAUGAUAGAGCAGCUGCAAAGAGCCAAUUUAUCACACACACAAUAGGCAGGACAUUGGCAGAAAUGGAUAUUAAACCUACUCCUAUUGACACCAAGGGCUUUCAGGCACUUGUUCAGUUGAAAGAACCUGUCAUGGGAUGCAGUUUUGAUUUGUAUAGCGGAUUAUUUGUGUACAACAGAUUCGCCAGACAAGAGCUGGAAAACCUUGAACAUGCCCUACAUAAAGUCAAAGAGAUGCUGGUCCAAAGCAUGGAUGAAGGACAGAACUCAGAAAGAACUGAAAGUUGA